UAUGAAUAAAUUCAUUAUUGCUUCUUGCAUCAUUGCUUUAACUUUUGCCUGGACCACUAGCACAUCAUAGUAAUGCUCUUGCAGCGAUUACCUUUUAGCUACUGAAUGCUAAAAUGGUUUUGGAUGCUUUUGGACAGGAUCUGCUUGUUAAAAUGUGGAUUGCUCAGCUUAAACAGCUAAUUGCUUAAAUUAUCCAACUGCAUGCUAUUUAAAUACAACUAGCAAUACUUGUCUAUCAUUUUCAUCAUGCAGCAAGUUAAGCGGAAAUAAUACUUAAUAAUGCUAAGCUUAAAAUUCAAGAUGUGCAAACGUAGCAGGAACUGGAACAACUUGUUCAGAUUUUUCAUGCACAUCAUUUAAUUCAACCACUUGCCCAUAAGGAUGUUUCCUUAAUGGAUAAACUUGCUCAAAUACUCCAACUUGUUCAUCUUAAACUGGAGCUAACUGUGCUUUACCUUAUUGUGCUCUUAAUGGAAACACCUGUCAAUAAGCAGUAUGUGCAAAUUACACAGCCGUAGGUUAACUUGCAUGCCUUUUUGUUAUGCCUUCAGCAUCAAGUGUUCAACCAUGCUAUUGGAAUUCUACAGCUUGCGUUGAUGCAUCAGGAGCCUCUAAUUUAAAUUCAUCAACCUCAUGCUUCAUCAAUACAUUGGGUGCUUAUCAUUGGUCAACAGCUAAUUUAACAGCUACAGAUGGAUCAUGCAAAUCAUGUUAUGGAGUGCUUUUAUAAAUUGUCUUUGCCAUCCUUUUAUUGUUGGCUUGAG
Molecule: messenger RNA, 764 nt
Organism: Paramecium pentaurelia
Lineage: Eukaryota; Ciliophora; Oligohymenophorea; Peniculida; Parameciidae
Source: the annotation of a GenBank genome assembly